Molecule: messenger RNA, 890 nt
Organism: Lepus europaeus (European hare)
Lineage: Eukaryota; Metazoa; Chordata; Mammalia; Lagomorpha; Leporidae
Product: coiled-coil domain-containing protein 90B, mitochondrial
Exons: 2
Coding region: 1-687 (228 amino acids)
Cellular component (GO): mitochondrion
Source: RefSeq, a predicted model, not a curated record
AUGACCUUGAGCAGAGGUUUCUUGACCACCACAAACAAGGAAGGCUACGACAGGCGGCCAGUGGACACAACUCCUUUAGAACAAAGGAAGUUAACUUUUGAUACUCAUGCAUUGGUUCAGGACUUGGAAACUAAUGGAUUUGACAAAGCACAAGCAGAAACAAUUGUAUCAGCAUUAACCACGUUAUCAAAUGUCAGCCUGGAUACUAUAUAUAAGGAGAUGGUCACUCAAGCUCAACAGGAAAUAACAGUACAACAGUUAAUGGCUCAUUUGGAUUCUAUCAGGAAAGAUAUGGUCAUCCUAGAAAAAAGUGAAUUUGCAAAUCUAAGAGCAGAGAAUGAGAAAAUGCAAAUUGAAUUGGACGAGGUUAAGCAACAACUAAUGCAUGAAACUAGUCAAAUCAGAGCAGAUAAUAAAUUGGACAUCAACCUUGAAAGGAGCAGAGUAACAGAGAUGUUUACAGAUCAAGAAAAGCAACUUACGGAAGCAACCACAGAAUUUACCAGAAAGGAUACUCAAACCAAAAGUGUUAUUUCGGAGAUCAGCAAUAAAAUUGACACUGAAAUUGCUUCCUUAAAAACACUGAUGGAAUCUAACAAACUUGAGACAAUCCGUUACCUUGCAGCAUCAGUGUUUACUUGCCUGGCAAUAUCAUUGGGAUUUUAUAGAAUCAGGAAGUACUACUAACGCUCCUCUGCUGCUGCCAUCGACUUCUUUGAACACUAAGCCAGAACAGAUUUUCUUUGAACAUUAUCACUUGUACCAGAAACUUACCACAAGAUUAUUCAAAGUGUAUGUUGACUAAAGAGAAAUAUUUUAGAAUGGGAAGAGGUAUUUUGUUGGUAUUUCAUGUGUGUAUUUUAUUACGUUGAAAAGCUGUCAUUCCCACC